CGGCCACCCUGAGGCAUUGCACGUGGAGUGCCAGUCGGACACCAGCCUGCUGCUGCACUGGCAGCCCCCGCUCAGCCACAACGGCGUGCUCACUGGCUACGUGCUCUCUUACCACCCGUUGGAUGAUGGGGACAAGGAGCAGCUGUCCUUUGACCUUCCGGACCCUGAGCUGCGGAUGCACAACCUGACCAACCUUAGCCCGCACCUGCGGUAUCGUUUCCAGCUGCAAGCCACCACGAAAGAGGGCCCUGGAGAGGCCAUCGUGCGGGAAGGAGGCACCAUGGCCUUAUCUGGGACCCCGGAUUUUGGCAACAUCUCGGCCAUGGCCGGCGAGAAUUACAGCGUGGUCUCCUGGGUCCCCAAGGAGGGCCAGUGCAACUUUGGGUUCCAGAUCUGGUUCAAAGCCCUGGGAGACGAGAAGACAGGCCCUCAUCUGCCACCGCAGUACGUCAGCUACAACCAGAGCUCCUACACGCAGUGGGACCUGCAGCCUGACACAGACUAUGAGAUCCACCUGCUCAAGGAGAGGGUGCUCCUAAAGAUGGCUGUGAAGACCAAUGGCACCGGCCGCGUGAGACUCCCUCCCGCUGGCUUCGCCACCGAGGGCUGGUUCAUCGGCUUCAUCAGCGCCAUCAUCCUCUUGGUCCUCGUCUUGCUCAUCCUCUGCUUCAUCAAGCGCAGCAAGGGUGGCAAAUACUCAGUGAAGGAUAAGGAGGACACCCAGGUGGACUCCGAGGCCCGGCCGAUGAAGGACGAGACCUUUGGCGAGUACAGUGACAAUGAGGAGAAGGCUUUUGGCAGCAGCCAGCCAUCCCUCAAUGGAGACAUCAAGCCCCUGGGCAGUGAUGACAGCUUGGCCGACUACGGGGGCAGCGUGGACGUCCAGUUCAAUGAGGACGGCUCCUUCAUCGGCCAGUACAGCGGCAAGAAGGAGAAGGAAGCGGCGGGAGGCAAUGACAGCUCGGGGGCCGCCUCCCCCAUCAACCCUGCCGGGACCCUAGAGUAGCAGGUUCCAGCCAGGCAAGGCCAGGCAGGGCGGAGCCUGGGGCUGGGCCACACGGGAGUCAGAGGCCAAGGCUCCCAAGCCCGACACCUGUGCUGACCUUGGGGCGGAGGCUCCUUCCACUCUCUACCAGGCCUCGGCCCCCUGCUCUGGCCUUGGGCCUGUGGGAGGCUUGAAGUUGGGGGCAGAGGAGAGGAACUCACUGCCUCUGAUCCCCCUCUGACUACCCGGUCCCCACUUUAUUGCCAAAACCCAGCCACACCCCUUCUUGGGCACACACCGCUUUGUUCCAGCCCAGGGCCAGUCACCCACACAUCGGGAGCCUUCAGGUGCUGCCUCAUCAGCCUUUGGGCAGAGAGAGGCCGUGGCUGGACAGAGAGGAAGUAGGGCUGGCCGCUCUUCACACAGCCUGGCUGGGACCGGGGACAGAACUCGGCGUCCCCACCAUCUGCUCCAACCAGGAUGGGAGCUGGGCAAGCUGGCCACGGGUGCAGAGGAGGCCAUCUGGAGAGCCCAGAGUCCCCACCUGCCAGUGUCACUCUCAUCGGCACCUUCCUCCCACCGCCCACCCCGCCCCGCAGCCGGCUUCCAGGAGUUCUAUACACACGCUGCCUUCGGUGCCCACCAGACAGCAUCCAAGUGGCCUCUGUCACUGCCAGGGUGUGGGGCAGGCACCCCCCCCCCCACUGCCCCUGCCACCGCCUGCAGCCCAGAACCCUUUAGCCACCCCGCCCAGCCCCUGAGUAGUUCCCGUGCUCAGCUUCCCCCGCCCCUCAACCUUGGGAAUGUAAAUACACCGUGACUUUGAAAGUUUGUGCCCUUGCCUUCCCCCAUAUGCCACUAGUGUGUAGGCAGAUGUCUGAGUCUCUAGGUGGUUUCUAGGUUUUAUAGCAAUUAGCUUUGAUGAUCCCAUCCUAGGAAAAAUAAAAACAGACAAAAAAAAAAAAAGGAAAAAGGAAAGAUUGGUUCUCCCAGCUCUGCUGUGCUCCUGCCUGGCAGGCAAGGUGUCCCUCUAUGCCUUUGCUUGGUCUGUUGAUGAGCCCUUUACAAAAAACAAAAGAAAUAUAUAUAUAUGUACAUAAAUAUCAGAAUUAUGACAGGCAAAUAAAAACCUGCACAUGAA
Molecule: messenger RNA, 2126 nt
Organism: Panthera uncia (snow leopard)
Lineage: Eukaryota; Metazoa; Chordata; Mammalia; Carnivora; Felidae
Product: neural cell adhesion molecule L1-like
Exons: 7
Coding region: 176-1006 (276 amino acids)
Molecular function (GO): protein binding
Source: RefSeq, a predicted model, not a curated record